Molecule: messenger RNA, 2738 nt
Organism: Phasianus colchicus (ring-necked pheasant)
Lineage: Eukaryota; Metazoa; Chordata; Aves; Galliformes; Phasianidae
Product: histamine H3 receptor-like
Biological process (GO): adenylate cyclase-inhibiting G protein-coupled acetylcholine receptor signaling pathway; G protein-coupled receptor signaling pathway, coupled to cyclic nucleotide second messenger; chemical synaptic transmission
Cellular component (GO): dendrite; plasma membrane; synapse
Molecular function (GO): G protein-coupled serotonin receptor activity; histamine receptor activity; G protein-coupled acetylcholine receptor activity
Source: RefSeq, a predicted model, not a curated record
CUGCAGAUCUCAUUCUGGUAGCUCUUCUACAGCUGCAUAUGGUUACAGAUAUGUUACUAUUUAUUACAAUUUUACAAAUCUUAUGAAAAACAUUUACCUGUUAUCAGAACCUCUCAAUUUUUUCCUCUUGACUCAAUUUUUUGGAUGUCUAUUAGCCUUUUCAUCUCAGCUGUUAUGAAUCUCAGCCUUCUGAACAAUGGAAGUUUUUGCCUGGACUGAACAGACCUGGAUGCUCAACAAUCACAACAGCACGGCUGGAACUCCAUGCACGAUGGGACCCUGUAAUGGGACGUUGUCCCCACAGCCAUCGACCCCUCGGUUCUCCCUGGGUGUGUCGGUGCUCCUGGCUCUGCUCAUGGUGCUGCUGGCUCUGGUCACAGUCUUCGGAAAUGUCCUGGUGAUCCUGGCUUUCAUCUUGGACAGAAAUCUCAGGCAUCGGAGUAACUAUUUCUUUCUCAACCUUGCCAUUUCUGACUUUGCAGUGGGUGUCUUCUGCAUGCCACUAUACAUCCCUUAUGCCCUGACAGGGACCUGGCACCUGGGAAAAGGACUAUGCAAGCUCUGGCUGCUUAUGGACUAUCUUGUGUGUUCAGCUUCAGUGUUUAACAUUGUCCUUAUCAGCUAUGACCGUUUCCUGUCAGUUACAAAAGCGGUAUCUUACAGAGCCCAGCAGGGAAUGAUGUCCAGCCCUGUUGUCAAGAUGGUGGCCAUCUGGAUUCUUGCCUUCCUGCUCUAUUCUCCAGCAGUUCUCCUUUGGGAAUACAUGACUGGCUGCAGCAUGGUGGAGGAGGGGCAGUGCUAUGCCGAGUUCUUCAACAACUGGUACUUCCUCCUGUGUGCAUCCACCCUGGAGUUCUUUGUGCCCCUGAUCUCAGUCACCUACUUCAACGUGAGCAUCUUCUACAACAUCCAGAGACGCCAGCGGCGCGGCAGCAUUCAAUACUGUGAGUCUCCAGGGAGCAGCAGUGUGUCCUGGAGGUUUUGUUUUUUGCUGAGGCGAGGAUCCUCUUUGUCAGAAAUGGAGAACAGCGUUUCAUCAGUAAUGAGGUCAUCAAGACCAUCACUGGCAUCUAACUGUACAUCUCCAACAGCAACGAGUCCUGUGGCUGUCAAAAGGGACUUCUCUGCAUCUUUCCGUGCAAAUUCUCGGUCAAGACUGCAAAGAGACAAGAAGAUUGCAAAGUCGCUUGCCAUAAUUGUGUGUGUCUUUGCCAUUUGCUGGGCCCCAUAUACUUUACUAAUGAUUAUUCGUGGAGCCUGCCAAGGAAAAUGUGUCCAUCCAAUCCUGUACGAAAUUACAUUUUGGCUUUUGUGGAUCAAUUCCUCUCUGAACCCAUUUCUUUACCCACUCUGUCAUAUGAGAUUUCAAAUGGCCUUUAUGAAAAUAUUAUGUCCCCAAAAGUUGGCAGCAUUGAGAUCAAAUGAUACACCUUCUGUUUAGAGCAUUAAAGUAAAAGAGUCAGAAAUAACAUUUGUCUCUUACUGCCUUUUUUUCACCUUUCUUCAAUAGAAAUAGAGAAAAACAUUUGUUUGCUAAUGGCAUUAGUUAAGAGUAGGCGGAGGCACAUACUUGUUCUUAUUUUGCUGAUUUUCAGAUUUUUUCUUUUUAUGCUGGUUCAUUCAAGAUUAAACACUGUCUGGAAUGAAAUUAAUAACAAAGUUUUACUGGAUGCUCUUCUUGACUUAUGGGCUUGAAGUGCUUCUUUUUAGUAUUAUGGAAGAACUCUUCCAUAGAUAUCUCUGUAUAUGUUCAUUGGAGGGGACAUGCCUCUUUUUGUAUGUGCUGAGUUAAAAUUUUAUGUACAAUUUGUAGACCUCAAGCUAUCAGAGGAGAAAGAUGUGCUACAGUUUUGACAUGUCCUGUAAAACCCACAGGAGGAGUAACAUUUCCUUUUAAAAAGUGUUAUGAAGGCAACAUAGUGCUCUGUAGUCAUUAUGAUUACAGUGAAGGGCAUUAUUCAGUUGUACAGACUGCCUAAUCCAACAUCUCUCUCUUUUAAUUAUAAUGCGGUCCCUUCUUGGUGCUGUAGGACACAAUGAGUGUGCAUAAGUAACUGAGUCAUUUUUAGAAAACAGAUGUUUCCAUGGUAAUGAAAUUUUGGGACUGCUUAUCAAAAUAAUCACAGGCAUAAACAGUUCUCUUUACCAGCACUAGCUUUUCUCCUGGUAGUGGCUGCCUCUUUGGUCAUGCUUAAAUCAUCUUCAGUGCCAGAUUCAUGCACUCCUUGAUUACUUAGAAGAUAGGCCAAGCUUUGGCACGUGAUGACAUUCCUGUGAAUGAGCAGAGCAAGCAGUACAAAGUUCAUGCUGCAUUUGAGUUUUUUGGCUGUCUGUAUGAGAACAGACAACACUCUCCUGUUUAUUUGCAAGUGCAAAGAUAUUCCAUCUAAAUGGCUGGAACAAAUUCAAGCUGGCAGAGCUACGUCAGAGUGAUGUUUAAACUAAAUCAUCUCUAUAACUGAGCAGAGGCCAUAUUCACUUAUUGAGAAGGAGGUUCACUGAAGUCUGUCUGAAAGCUGAUAGACAGGUGUCUUAAAUAUCUAUUAAUAAAACGGGAGUGAAUAUGCAGUGCUAAAAGGCUGAGUAAUGCAAUGGAACCUGAUUAUAAUCCAUUCCAGGUGUCAGAUCUUUUGUUGAGUGUUGCAAGUUUUCCUCAAGGUUUUCAUGGAUGGAUGAGUGUUACUGUUUGUAUUUUUUCCCUCUAUUUUAAUGUAUAUAUACACAUUAUAGAAUCAUAG